This is a messenger RNA of Salvia splendens (bonfire salvia), 2448 nucleotides long. RefSeq names its product putative late blight resistance protein homolog R1A-10. Bases 173 to 2212 code for a protein of 679 amino acids. Gene Ontology annotation, biological process: defense response to other organism. Gene Ontology annotation, molecular function: ADP binding. The transcript has 2 exons. The record is from RefSeq and is a predicted model, not a curated record. NCBI's taxonomy places the organism in Eukaryota, Viridiplantae, Streptophyta, Magnoliopsida, Lamiales, Lamiaceae.
CCGAGCUGUAGGCUGGGGCCGAACUGAACUCCUUAGUCAUGCCGGACUAAUAUUCUUUGGUUGUGCCGAACUGAACUCUUUCUUGGGCCUUAGGCUGUUGGGCUUGUUUAGUACGUACUCCAUCAGUCUUCUUCUUCCACAAGCUGGAAGGAAUUGGCUAUUAGUAACUGGGAUGGUGGGGAUUGGAAAGACAACUCUGGCGAAGAAAGUAUUUGAUGAUCCAACGAUUCAGACACAUUUCGUGCUUCGAGCAUGGGUCAGAGUGGGGAGAAAAUGCGAAUCCAGUGAAACAUUACGAUGCAUUCUAGCUCAACUGGAUCCCAACAACCACUACCAAAUGCUUAGUGAUCACGGAGAAGAUGAUGAUGACUACCACCAAUUAGUUGGAGUCCUGGAAGACAUAUUGAAGGAUAAGAAAUGUCUCAUUGUGUUGGAUGAUGUAUGGGAAUGGGACGCACGACUAAUGGGUGACUUGCCACGGGAGAAUGUUCAAGUCCUCAUGACAAGCAGGAUAAAGAUUAAAGAGUCUCCACUUCUAACACUAGACUUGUUAAAUAAAGAACAAAGUAAGAAAUUACUUGGUCAGCAGGUGUUCGGUGAAGACGGUUUUCCUCCUCACCUUGAGGAAUUGGGAGAGGAGAUUGCCAAAAAAUGUGAAGGUCUCCCGCUUAUGAUAGUCACAGUAGCUGACUUCUUAUCCAAAGAAGACAAGACCACUGAAAACUGGACUGAGAUUGUUAGAAAACAACAUAAUUCCGUCUUCGUGGAUGCAUAUGAUCAAAUCUCGGAGGUAUUUUUCCCAAGCUAUGAUUACUUACCUCAAUAUUUUAAAAUGUUCUUUUUGUAUUUGGGAGCUAGCCCUCCAUAUAGUGCUGUUGAUAUAGGCAACAUUAGCCAUCAAUUACAUGCCGAGGGGUUUCUUGAACCGAAUUUGGGAGAAAACAGUGUGGAAGAGUUUAUUUUCCGAUGCUAUGGUGAGUUUCUUCAUAGGUAUCAUCUAGUUCUACGAAAGGAGUUUCCGUGGAAAGAGAUUCGUGUUCAUUCUUGUUGGAAGCACAUGUGUAGGCAAGAAGCUAGUAAGAUCAAGUUUUUACAUGUUUUACAAAGUUGUGAUGAUGAUAUGAAAGACCAACGUCGAUUGUGUGUUCAUUGCAAUACUUUAUUUGCCUUCAGACAAGUGUGUGAUUCAAUAAAAAGUGAUUGCUCAUCCACUUCCCGUUCUCUCCUCUGUUAUGGUCCCUACCACCAAUAUCCUGUGCCUAUUCAUACCAUGGAUUUCAAGUUGCUAAGGUUACUAGAUGCUGUUACAGUCCGAUUUUAUCAUAUCCCACUUGAAAUUAUGAAGAUAAUUAGUCUUAAGUACCUUGCUUUAACUUGCAAUGGGGAGCUCCCUACUUCCAUAGCCAACCUUUUUCAGCUUCAAUCAUUGACUAUCGGACAGCAUAUGAACAUUAAAAAGCGUGGGGUUCACUCAUAUUUGCCAUUGGAAAUAUGGGAUUUGCAGGAACUGCACCGUAUUGAAAUCUCGGGGAGAGACCUACCAACCCCUAAUUCGGAUGCUACUUUGGACACACUCAUCUUUCUUGGUGGUGUGAGUGCAAAGAGUUGCACUAGGGAAAUUCUCAAAAAAUUUCCAAUUUUAAGAGUUUUAGCUAUUCAAGUGGAGUUGAAGCCUUAUGAAGAUGACGACGAUGACAGAAACCCAUUGAGUGGAUUGGAUUAUUUCGCAGAAGAACUUCAGAAUUUAGAGCUUCUUAAAUGUAUAGUACAUAAUCCUGAUCUGAAGUACGAGUUUAUGGUACCUUUGUCAAUGUUUCCAUCAUGCCUGCUAUCAUUGGAGUUAAGUGGCAUAGGGUGUCCAUGGAAUCACCUUAGUGACAUUGGUUUGCUUCUACCAAAUCUUGUGUUUCUCCAUAUACAUGACUAUGCCUUUCGCGGUCCAGAGUGGUAUAUAAACUCACAAUGUUUUCCCAAUCUUGAGACACUUAUGAUUGAAGAUACUGAUUUGGUGCGAUGGAGAGCUCAACCUGGAAGCCUCCCAAGUCUUGAGAGCCUAAGCUUUUCCGAUUGCUACAGGCUACAACAACUCGAUUGGACGCGUGAUCCAUCAAUGGACACAACUUCAAUUAUUUUAAUUGACUGCAAUCCCUUAGCUAUCUCUUCUGCCGUGCAAUUACCGAGAUGUCGAGUUUUUACACACUCUACGAUUUGAGAUAGGAAUUUGUAUCCGAAAUCUCAACUUGGAUAACAGGUUAAUGAGAAAGCGAAAAAGGCCGUCAUUUCAAUUGUAUUACCAGACGUUUCUUGAAUUCCAGGAUAUUGAUUUGCUAGAUUUGGUUAAGGAUUAUGAAUUAAGCAUGAUACUGAAUUAUGUUUGUAACCGAAACUAUUGUCAGUUUGAUUCCUGUGUGAAAACAUUACAUGCAUCUUUCUCUAUUUCAAGGAUUA